CGCCACGACAACAAGCAUGGGAAAUCAAAACAAGUUAUAAAUUUUCUGCUAAGUCUUAAAACUUUCUCUCAUCAUAUAUACUGAUGACAACUAAAUUGAUAAAUUAUCAUGGGAAAUGUUGAAAUGCAUCAGCUAGAACCAGUGCGGGAAGAUGAAAGAAAAGAACUUGAUUUAAGCACACCUGUUGAUUAUAAAGCAUAUUGUAAGCAUGUUAAAGGAGAAUAUUCUUAUAAAUGCUUAUCUGAAGUCCCUACAGUGAUAACUGAUUCAAUAUCUCUUCAUGAAAGAAUAAAUUUAUCUUUUAAUUGUAUAUCAACUCUUCCACCAGAGCUUCCACUUAGGAUACCUCAUAUUGCAUAUUUAGAUCUUAGUUAUAACAAAAUUUCAUAUUUACCAGAUAGUAUAGGUCUUUUAUUUCAUUUGAAAAGCUUACUUCUCUCUCACAAUAUUUUAGAGCAAAUCCCCUCUAAUAUUACUCGUUUGGUAAAACUGCAUAAAAUUGAUAUUUCUCACAAUAACUUAAAAGAAUUACCUGAGAAAAUAGGAGAAAUGGAAUCUCUAAAAAAACUCAAUGUGAGUCAUAAUAAACUUACAAGUCUUCCAAAGUCAUUAGGUUACAGUAAAACCAUUCAAGUCAUUCUUGCUGCAUCAAACUGCUGCAUUUCACAACCACCUCAAAAUAUAUGUGACAGUGGAUCUGAUUCAACUAUUAGGUUCUUGAAGCAACUUGCAUCAGGGAAAAUUUUAGCCAAACAAGAACAGCAACUAAAUAUAUUUCCAAGAGUUCGAGCUAAUGUGAUUCAAACUGCCAAACCCAAUUCUGAUUCAGUUAGAGCCCAAUAUGUGCAAAUACAAACAGCCACUUUGAAUACUGCCAGUAGAAUACGCACACCAUUAUUGCCACCUUAUGAUGCGACUCAACUUCAUCCAGAUGUAUUGAGAGAUAGAAUUAUUGGUUUAUUAUAUGGUGCUGUCAUUGGUGAUGCUCUUGGUACAGCUACUGAAUUUCUAUCUCAAGAUGAAUGUCAAUUUCAUUAUGAUGAAGAAACCCUUUCUUAUGCAGAUGUCAUACGAGAUGAGCAUCGAGCUCACUGGACCCGAGGUGAUUGGACUUCAAAUUCUGAUCAAAUGCUGCUUGUGUUAGAUUCCCUCUUGCAAUGGGCUGGUGUUGUAGAUGAACUAGAAUUUGCCAAACGUCUUGUGUCAUGGAAACGAAGUGGUGUCCCUGAGCUUGGACCCAGAGAAAUUUAUAUUUUUUCUACAACAAUCAAUUUGGUGUUACAAGCUGAAAAUUAUUGCCGCAAUCCACACCAAGUAGCUGAAGAUAUUCAUAAGCAUAAUGGGUUUGGAAUCUCUAAUGGUGCAGAUAGUAAUUCUAUCAAAUCAUCUUUAUUUGUUGACAGUGGCUCUCUUCCAAGGUCUAUUGUACUUGGCAUUCCACAUUUUCAUGAUUUAAGUGAAGUUAUUUCAAACUCUACUCGGAUAUGUUUAGCUACUCAUUUUGAUGAAAGAUGCGUCACAGCAUGUGUUACUUUGAGCAUUGCAAUUGCUUUAAUGCUUCAGGGAAAGUAUUCUCUGGAUGAUUCUUCUUCAGUUGAUGAAUUAUUGAGAAUUGCUGUUCAGUUUGGAUUAGGCCAUUGUCAAAAUGAAAGUGUUAAGAAAGAAUUUACUUACUAUUGUAGGUGUAGUGACUAUAAAAAUAUAGGUUUAUCUGAGGUUGGAAAAGCUUGUCAUCCUUUCAAGGCAUGUGCAGCAGCUUUCACUGCUUUAAGACAAGGAAAGAAUUUUAGAUCUGCCCUCACAAGUUUGUUAAUGCUUGGUGGAUAUAGCAGUAUGACUGGUUGCAUUAGUGGUUCUCUACUUGGUUGUAAAUUUGGUUACUCUCAACUGCCUAGAGAAUGGAUUGAAGGACUCAACAGUAAAAAUAAGGAGUUGUUAAAUGGAAAAAUCAAUUCACUCUUAGACAUGAUGGGACUACCUUAAACAAGAUAAGGUUUCUUCUUGCUGUCUUCAGAAAUUCUUGAUAUACUUUUUUUUAAAAUAAUAUUUUAGAGUGCAUGCUAACAAAUUCAAUAAAUAAAAAAAAUGAUAAAAUAAUUUCAAUUGUUUUGAUGUUUACAAUUAUUAUUUUAUGCUAUCAUUUUUCAUUAUGUCUCAUAGAUGAUACCAUUAUUCAUAUGAAUGUUAUAAAUAAUAAGUGUUAUUCAUUUCCUUCUCUGUUCGAAUUCAAUGAUGCAUGGAAUAACUAGAAUAGUUUUUACUUUAUUGGGGCUUCUUAAACUAUAGAUCCCAGUUUUAAGUGGAAUCAGACAAAGAAUAUCAAGGUUACAAAAGCAGUUAAAAUUUCUACCAAUUUUGUUGAUUUUGUGAUAAAAAAUAAUUGAUAUUGAUAUCUUUAUUUGAUAUGUUUCCUUAAAAUGUUACUACUAAUGAGAUAUAUACAUUCAACUAACUUUUACAAAUUAUUUAUUAAAAGCAAUUUUUUAUGGGAAGAGAGGAAGGUAUUUGACCUUCAAUCCCAGUUUCUUGCUUAAAAAUCUUUUUUUUUUUUUUAAUUUUUUAAUUAUUUACUUUAUUCAGAGUCUAUUCUUUUCACAUUCUUUCUUUCAUAAAAAAACUAAGGGAAAAUUUUAUAGUUAAAGAAUUAAUCCUUCAUUUCCAUAUUUUAUUUUUCUACUUACAUGAAUGCUUGUGCACAAAUCAAAUUGGUUGUUUCAUACAUAAGUGAAAAGUUUUAAGGUUUAUAAAUUGAUUUCAUAUUUAUGAAUAAAAACUUAAUUUUGUUUUUCUUAAAGAAUAGAAUCUUCAUACAAGUAACCAACUGUGUGUCAUUUUUCUCCUAUGAUAGGAAAUUGUACACAAAUGUCUUUGUAUCAUAUGGUUUUUAGUGUGCAUGGAUAUUUGUUCAAAAAAGUGCAAUAAUUACAAAUUUUUAAGUUAAUUUAUGCUUUUUUUUAUAUAUAUUUUAUGAAUCAGAAAAUAUAAGAGGCCUAAUUGCAGAUGCUUUUGCUUGUUUAAUGCUUUUUUUUAAAUCUUUUCAUUGUAAAAGUUUUUAUUUGAAAAUAUAAAGAGUUUAAUUUUUCAUUGGUAUGAAUUAUCUUCUUCAAAAUUUUAAAAAAGAAAUAAGUUUCCAUUAUAAUAGAUUUAAUCUAUCUCUUAUAUUUCAUUCUGAUAUAUCAUUUAAAAUAUUUUAUAUUCUGAUGAGAUAUAAACAUCUUUUUACUUUUUCUUGUUUUACAUUGGCUUGCAUUAUUGCUAACAUAAUUUUGAUAUUAAGAUAAAUUGAAAUAUAUUAUUCAAUACACUAGCUGCUACUUAAUGUGAUUGCUUCAGGACUUGAGAGUUUAAUUUAAUUAGAAUAACAUUAACUAAUUGAUAACAAUAACUGAAUUGGGUAAAAUUAAUCAUAUUUUUGUCAUAUAAAAGGGGGGGGAAUACUUACACCCUAGUUAUCGAUAAUUCAUUUAAAAAGUAACAUUUAAAAACAUCAUUCCUUAACAAUUCACUUAUAUUUUGUUUGUACUCUUUAAUUUUUUGAUUGAUGAAGCAUACCCAUUUUUGAAAUAUCAAGAGUUUAAUUUAUUUUGGCAUUCAUUAGAAGUUCUCUAAAGCACAUUUGCCCCCAUCAAAAUCAUCAACAUUUAUUGUUUUUCCUUGCUCAAAAAAGCUAGCACUUUUUUCAAAAUUUUAUGAAGAAAAGGUUGUAAAAUUUUCAAUUACACCCAGCUGAAAAUUUAAUACUUUUUUUUCUUUCAUUUGCAUUUAUAAUUCAGUCACUGGUAACAGUGGUUUAUAGUUGUUAAAAUUCAAGCCAAACUGUUAUAAUAGCUAUAUUUUUAAAAAUAAAAGAAUAUGAAUCCCAUCUCAAAGGAAACAUGACUGCCAAAUAUUUCCUUACAAAUAGAGUGUGACAUUUCACAAAUGUUAGUUAACACUGGCUGAAAAUGAAGGAUCAUAAAAAACUUUACUUCAACCUUAAGCAAUGCAGUAAUGACGCUAAACAAAUAUUUUUGUUUACAUAUGAAUGCAACGGUGUGGUUCAUUCAAUAGAUUUUGUUAAUAUAAAAUGAAUUAUAACAUUAACUGCAAUCACAUUAAGCAGCUUCUAUUGUAUAUAAAUUUGAUGGUUUAUCAUAAAAAAAUAGAAUUCAUCUUUAAAUUGAAAGUUCAAAUAAAAAUUAGUUUUUCUAUAAUAUUAAUUAUAUAAAUUUUUUCAGGCUAAAGAAAAAGAUGCAUACAACAAUUCUGCUAACUUUAUUUCUAUAUAGUAUAUUAUGUUUUUGUUUUGUUUUUUCUAUAUAUUAAAUUAAUUCCCAGUUUCUCUUAAUUGCUUAAUUUUUUAUAAAUUAAUAUUUUUCUUUUAAAAAUUGCAUUUUUUAAUAGUUUUUAUCCUAAAAUAUGCAUAAUUUUUUGU
Argiope bruennichi is the source of this 4414-nucleotide messenger RNA. RefSeq lists its product as uncharacterized. Gene Ontology annotation, molecular function: protein binding. The transcript is spliced from 11 exons. The record is from RefSeq and is a predicted model, not a curated record. NCBI's taxonomy places the organism in Eukaryota, Metazoa, Arthropoda, Arachnida, Araneae, Araneidae. Bases 109 to 1983 code for a protein of 624 amino acids.